Molecule: messenger RNA, 1929 nt
Organism: Alternaria ventricosa
Lineage: Eukaryota; Fungi; Ascomycota; Dothideomycetes; Pleosporales; Pleosporaceae
Exons: 4
Coding region: 1-1929 (642 amino acids)
Source: RefSeq, a predicted model, not a curated record
AUGGCGUACCAGCAACUACCCAAAUUACAGCACAACGUGGAAGUGACGCCGGUCAACGAGGACUACACUCCGCCUUCGUCCACCCUGCAAAACUAUGAUGAGAUACGAGACUUCGAUUUCAGCCCCACGAGUCCACGUUCGACUGUUAAAUCACCUUCUAUCAAGAAGCAUGUAACGCAUUGGAGUUCGUCUACCAACAGCACGGCCGUGACUUCUUCGGAGGUAUGUAGCACAAAGUCUGACAGCAAGGCUGGCGCGUCCCGUGCGCGGUCUUGGGCUUUCGAGAUCAUGGCUGUCGCAAUCGGGCUGGGUGCUGUCGCCGCAAUUGUCGGCGUGGUAGCCAAAUACAAUGGACACGCAUUGCCAGACUGGCCUUACAGCAUAACUCUGAACGCUCUCAUUGCCCUGUUGGCUACUUUUGCAAACGCUGCAAUGUCGGUUUGCCUGUCGAGUGGAUUAUCACAGGCGAAAUGGAUCCGUUUCAAGCAGACAUCGGCUCCAUUAUCUGACAUGGAGGCCUUCGAUGACGCUAGUCGUGGUUCGUGGGGCUCUAUCAAACUGCUGGCGACUGCUAGAGGAGGAUUUCUCGGGUCCUUCGGCGCUAUCGUCGCUGUUAUAGGUCUCGCCCUUGGACCUUUCGCGCAGCAGAUCGCAACCUACAAAAUCCGUAACGUGGAAAGUGACUUUGGCGCCAUCAUGCCUAGAGCCCUCAACUUCACCCCUGCGCUACCGGGUAACACCAGCACGACGGGUUUCGUGCCAAUUCUCCCACUUAAAGCCGCAGUCUACAACGGCUUGUUCGCGGAGAACAAUAGACCUGCUGCGUCACUACCAUUCAAGUGCCAGAGUGGUACUUGCACCUGGGAACCCUUCGAGACGCUGGCUGUUUGCCAUGAGUGCACAGACAUCACUCCACUCAUGACGCGCUACUGUCCACCUGAAUUGGGUGCAUCGCCAAACAUGUCCUCAUGCGGAUGGCAAGUACCACAAGGAGCUCAUCUCAACACGAGCUCCGAUGUAUUCAGUAUGACAUCCUUCAUCCCGUCGGCGUAUGGCGACAUGCCCCACUCCACGAUAAUCCGACUCAUCUUCAUGGGUACAGAGCUUCAAGAUACACCCAACGCUCUGAACCCUUGGGCAUCACAAUGCAGCCUGCAAGCAUGUGCAAAUACGCUGUCCGCAUCGGUCACAAACGGUACGCACCAAGAGAAUGUCACGCACUCUGUUCUCAACCACACUGUCAUCGACAUGAGCUCCCCCGAUCCUGCCGCCGACUAUGGUGUUUAUAUCACUGGCAAGUCCGAUGACACUGCGUACUUGCUUGGCAUGGAAGCGCUUUUGAGCAUACGCGGAUGGUUUAGUGCAAUCUUUACCAACGGCUCCGCCACCCGUACGACUAGCGAUUUCACCCGAAGCGUCACAGACCCAGACCGUGCUGUAGUUGUCAAUCUCACAGUCGGUAUCUCAUCAGGCGAGACUUUCUUCGACACGGAUAUUGUCACCGCGUUCUACUGGAACUACUACGAGUACGCUGAUGGACUCAAUAUGCUAAUGAGCGACUUGGCCGUAUCGAUGACAACCGCUUUUCGCGGCUUCAACGGCGCUGUGGAUACGAACGGCAAGUCGAUAACGGUAGAGUCCUAUGUCCACAUCCGAUGGGGUUUUGCUGUCUUACCGAUCGCGGCUGUCGUGGCCACUCUGAUCUUCUUGCUCGCGACGAUGACGAUGACGCAUACGUCUGGUACGCAAGUGUGGAAAAGCAGUGCGCUUGUGCCGUUGUUACACGGCUUGGAUCAUCACACUAAGGAGAGGUUCGGUACUAAAGACACUUUGCCGGCUCAGAAGAGACAGGCAAGAGCGGUAAAGGUCAAAUUGUUUACUGAUGAUCGGAGUAGCACAAUGCUUGGAGCAGAGAAGGCUGCAUGCUAG